UGGGGCAGAGAUUUUAAAGUUUCCAGAAGAUUAGUCAGGAUUGGACUGCACACUAUUGACUUCAGUCAUACCAUUUCUCCCCCCCCCCUCCAAUUAGGUGUAACCUCUAUGUUGAAGUGGAAAAGACAUAGGAAACUGCAGUUGCUAUGGCAGCUUUGAGUCCUGCUGCUGGUUCCCCAUCAACUGCACCGAUACCACCAGCUUUGCCUCUCGGACCAGGGACAGGAGCCAUAGCAGCUCGUGGCAAAAAGCGACCUGCCAGCCCUGGCAAUGGUAGCUGUAGUAAGAAGAAGCGCUUGGCAGCUCCAGCUGGUAGCAGUGGGAAUUCUCAGAGUACCAAUGCAGAGACAGCAAAUGAAAAUAAAAUGCUGACUACUGAUUCAAGCACCGGACCGGUAGAAAAUUCUGUCAAACCAUUGCCGUUUAAGGCUCCAAGUUUCAUUCAUUCUGGGAUUGGUGGUGCUGCAGCUGGCAAAAAGAACAGAACCUGGAAAAACUUGAAGCAAAUCCUUGCAUCAGAGAGGACAUUGCCAUGGCAGUUGAACGACUCAAACUACUUCAGCAUUGACGCUCCUCCUUCCUUUAAGCCAGCCAAGAAAUACUCUGAUAUUUCUGGACUGCCUGCCAACUAUACUGAUCCACAGAGCAAACUGAGGUUUAGCACCAUCGAGGAGUUCGCAUACAUCCGGAUGCUCCCUUCAGACAUUGUUACAGGUUAUCUGACUCUAAGGAAAGCUGCAACUGUUGUUCCCUGACAAGUAUACCCUGACAAGUUUGCUUCUGUUGUAACAUGUUCAUAUGAGUAACAGUCAAAAGACUGUUCUUGCAGUUGCCCCUAAUCUUCAGUCCACUUAAAUUUUAUUUGUGGUAUUCAAAGUUGAACACAUUCUGUUGCAGUCAUUCAUGAAGUUGUAAAACUGCAGCCAUGCAAAAAGUAAUUUGUACUGGCUAUAAGAAAAGUCAAAAAUCCACUGGGGUUUUUAAGCUGAUUAAAUAGUAUUCUUCUGUCAUUUUGGUAUAGUAUACAUAAAGUACAUGAGAAAUUCAA
This is a messenger RNA of Pogona vitticeps (central bearded dragon), 1048 nucleotides long. Lineage: Eukaryota; Metazoa; Chordata; Lepidosauria; Squamata; Agamidae. The record is from RefSeq and is a predicted model, not a curated record.